UUCUAAUUUUGUUUACUAUCGAACCCCCAGUCUGAAUAAUGUCUUCUUGUUACAGAAAAUGUUAAAAAAUGUGUGAUACACUAGAAUCAAAAUGUCUCUCCAGAUAUCUGGAUUGGUUGGAGGGGGAAUGCAAUACUUGGGUUCAGCUUAGGUCCCAGAACUGUUCCCUGCUCCGGAAUGUCGUGGAUAAGAUACUUCCUUGUCUCCGGGAGCAGCUCUCCGGAGUCAUGUCGGGGACGAGUAGUACAAACCUACGGAGUGCGAUGAUGAAAGAGAUUCUAAGCGGGAAAUAUCCUUCCGAGAAAUAUAGAAAUAUUAUAAAACAGCUGCCGAGCUCCAUAGAUAUCCCGGGGGGCCCGGAUUCUACUUCUAAUGUUCCUGAUGAUAGAAUCAACUCAUUUAUCGACAAGAUUAAGUCGAGAACGAACAAAUGCACCAGCAUGUGCUGCAACGGAGCGUUUAUCGUUGAAACAAUGCUUCUGGUUGUAAUGAACGACGAAAUCAAGGAAUUAGUCUUUGAUCCUGAAACCAUGAAGAACGCUUGGAAACCUGGAGAUAUCAGAGAAUACGUUCCCUUUAACUAUCCAGCUCUGCUAGCAUCAUACAAGCAUUUUAUAACAGUAGAAUCCCCGUGUUCGGAGGAGUUUAGGAGUUUACGACCAAUUGCUCUGGAGAAACUAAAAAUAGGAAGAUUUGAUCUACUCCUGUCUCAACACAAGGGAUACAAGGUUCUCCGCUCCCACUCCAAUACAAGGGAGUACCUGGAGUUCAUGAAGUAUCUGGGACCUCAGUGGUCCUGGGACUCCAAUAUAUGGGAACCUGAGCAUGUUCUAGUCUCCGCCUGUGAUUGGCCGGGAAUGGAAAUGCGCGGAUAUCUCCCAAAUGCGCAGCAUGCUAUGUACGCACUUACUGAUCUUUUUACCCCAAAAUGGUGGCGUGAUGCCACAUUUGAAAAACUAACCGAAAUUUCGUUAAGUAAUGACUUUGUGACAAAUUUCUGUGAAAAUGAAGGAACACCUCUAUUCUCAGCUAUGGGGCACGCCUGUCCAAAUCUCAAGGUUCUGGAUCUUUCCGGGUUAAUCAGGCUAAGGGGAGAAAGUAUUCUCUAUCUGUUCUUCCACGACGCGUUCCAGAUUCUUCACGAGUUUAUGUACAUUCACAGAUACCGGUAUGAGUAUGAUUCUGAGCGUGAAUAUGGGAGUAUAUACCUGGAUCAUACAAACAUAUCUCAGGUCGAGCAACAUUCAUUCUCCAGAUACUGUCCUUGGUGUGUAGAUGACGGGGUAACUAACUGGCUCCGAGCUGGCUGUGAGUUCAAUAUGGUCGUUUUCUCCGUGAUAGAUACUAGAAUCUGGAAGUAUAUUGAGGAAAAUGAGAUGUCUUUAGAUUUAAUAAAGAACGGACUGAUGUACUCCGUGUCUAGCGAAGACUUAUACAAGUCUGUUCUCCGACCCAGGUUAAAGCUUGAGAGACAUGGAGAGAAGAAACCCUAUGAGGACGGAUACAUUCCAGAACCAGGCUGUGAGAUGAUGAAGGAGUAUGAUGGUUCUGAACUAUGGUAUCCUCCAGCAAAUAUUAAAUAUAUUCCUGAUGAAGAUACAUCGAUACCAAUUCUCAACCCUAUUGCAAGAUCUCUACAGAUCCUUAACCUGCCUGGUAUGUCUCUACGAGGAGAGAUGGUUCCCUUCCUUCUCCGCGCCUGUCCUAAACUCAAAUCCUUCGGACAUGGUGGGAGUAUACCCUACGGCCUGGAGCUACUUUCUCAAUAUCAAGAUGAGGAAGAUGAUUUAAUUUUAAACCUGGAGGAGCUAGAGAUAGAUUUCGACUACCUGGAUGAAAAUGAUCAGAAAGAGAUUCCUGAUUAUGAUGAACGAUAUGGAACCUCAGACACACUCUCCGCUAACUCACCAAACUUUAAUUUUCUCCUCGCAAACUUCGGACAGAAGAUAUUUAAACCCGAGGACGACAACGAUAAUUUCGGCGAGGUUGCUUCCAAACAGUUUGCUCUCCGAGUAUACCAGGAGGUUGCUAAGUAUGCUCCUGAACUUAAUCUUGAUGAACGGAUAGAGAAGUAUGUUGGUCUAAUUGUUCGCUAUGCUAAGAAACUGAAGCGUUUGAGCAUAUUUAUGACCUCGACCUUUGGUAACGACCUUGAAGAGGAUUCUAAGGUUUGGAAUGGUUUGCUAGAUCUAAAGAACUUGACGGAGCUUGAACUAAGGUUUGCUAAGUUUGAUGAUGUUGCUGGGCUAAUCAAGGUUCUUGGUCCUAAACUCAAGAAAAUAAAAACAUACUGUCUUCCUUCCAGGCAUGGAUUUGCGGAGUUAAUGAAUUGGAUGAUGGGAGGAAAUAAUACUGAGAUAGAGUUUGCUCUGGUCAUAUGUGAGCAGUGUCCAAAUCUAGAAGAACUGGAUUGUGUUUCUUUAAUGUACAAUUUCCAUUUUGGACAACAGAUUAAAACCGAACCAGGACACUUUACUAAUCUUAAACAUAUCAAUGUUGGAUACAUCACUUGGGAUACUCUUCUCCAGAUCUGGUCUCUAGUAAUCAAUCUAGAGAGCCUAAAGAUGACAGGAAUAGUAGAAUCCUUCACGAUGUCUAGUCUCUCUGUGAUUAGCCUAGAUAAGCCAAAAGUUAACAACCUUCUCUCCAGGAAUAGUAUGGAAAAGUUGAAAUGUAUCCGUGCUGUGAAGUUUGAGUUUACAAGCUUCAGUUCAGCUCAUCUAUUCAUCUAUCAUCUACCACAGAUCUCUACAGUCUCCAAACUUAUCAUCAGGGAUGAUGAACCUGAUGUUGAGGAUGGGAUGAGUGAGGAUGAGUGGGUGGUCUGGUUGAAGAGAAGGAAGGAUGAGAAUGGUCUGUGUGUCAACUGGACUGGGAAAUUUGUAUUUGAGGAAACCAAUGAGGAUUGAUUUUAAACUGAAUCUAUAUUCGACAUCUUUCAAAGCCUACAGGACCAAAACAAUUUUCUAUUUAAAAAAAUUAUUAAUAUUUCUUAAAUAAAAAAGUGUUCAGGAACGCAAUCGUUUCUGUAGGAAAAUGAAAAUAAGAUAUCCUAAAUCUGUCAAUGGUGUAAACGGUACGGUUUC
Messenger RNA from Eurytemora carolleeae, 3086 nucleotides. RefSeq lists its product as uncharacterized. Bases 69 to 2909 code for a protein of 946 amino acids. The transcript has 18 exons. Lineage: Eukaryota; Metazoa; Arthropoda; Copepoda; Calanoida; Temoridae. The record is from RefSeq and is a predicted model, not a curated record.